AUGGCGCAGGCACCGCCGCCCGUCGAUGACGUGGGAAGACUGAUCAAUCUGAUUCCUGUCGGUUUGAAGGAAGCUGCGAUCGAUUCGCCCACCGCCCGCGCCACCGUUGUUCACUAUGGAGAGCAAGUCGAUCUCCUUGAGAAAUGGCUCGACGACUAUGCCAAAGCCUCCACGAGACUCGUUUCCGAAGCCCUGACCCUAGAAAAUGUCCUCAACAACUUCAUAGCCCACGCCGUUCUGCCCGUGAACAUCUCCGAGUCAAUGCUGGAUCAUGACUACAGCAUCCUGGCUAUGAAAAAGUUCGCUGACGGCGCCAAAGAUUAUUGGAUGAGCAUGAUAGCAGUGGUCAAGAGAUUAUCUACUAUGGUGAUUGAUCCCAUAAGACAAUUCCUUCAGAAUGACUUGCGGGCUUUCAAAGAUGCGCGCCGAACGGUAGAGGCUACUCAGAAAACCUUUGAACAUCUGCAAGGAAAAUAUGCUGGGUUGGGCAAAUCGAAAGAACCUUCAUCGCUCAGAGAGGAAGCCUUUCAAUUGCAUGAAGCCCGCAAGCUCUACAUCAAGGCGAUCAUGGACUUCUCCAGUAUGGCACCACAGUUUCGAUUUGCUCUGGAUAAGCUCCUGGUCAAGGUCUUCUUUGAGCAAUGGCGUGAGAUGCGACUCUCGCGUGACAAUACAGCCGCGACAUUCCAACGGAGCGCUGAGGAGAUGCAGAGGAUUAAGGGCUGGCUCUCGGAAUUGGAGGCCAAUGAAAAAACAUUCCGCAGAGAGCUCAUGAUGGCGAAGAAACAGCUGGAGGAUGCCGCCGAGCUUGAAACCCGGCCUUCACGAGAGUUGGAGGAUUACACUUUGUCGACUGUUCCUCCAUUUGCUGGUCAUGGCCAUAGCGCCAGCACUUCAACCCUUCAACGCUCACCCAAAAAGCCCACGUCCCAAACCGGUGAGAAGCAAGGCUGGCUGUUCCUCCGAACCUACAGUGGGAAACCAACGCGAACUGUCUGGGUAAAGAGGUGGGCAUUCGUUCGAAAUGGAGUCUUCGGCUGGCUGCUGCAAGGCACGAGAGCAGGAGGUGUUGAGGAGAGUGAGAGAAUUGGUGUUCUGCUAUGCAAUGUGCGCCCCGCCCCGGCAGAAGAACGUCGCUUCUGUUUCGAGCUUAAGACCAACAAGAAUACGAUCCUCCUUCAAGCAGAAACCCAGUCAGAGCUUGUGGAGUGGAUUGACGCCUUUCACAUUGCCAAAUCCAGGGCGGUGGAUGAUGGUGAUGGAAUCCGCGGCUUCACUUCUGGUACUGGGAAUAUUCAAGCUGGUGCAGCAUUUGCAAUAAGCGCGCCACCAAUUCCCGAAUUUGGUACUUUCAUCCUUGGGUCGACGGAGCCGGGUGCUGUUGGAGAGGAUAUCGCCGCGCUGGAAAAGACCCACACCUUACCGAUUCCAGGGACCGAACAUGGACGUGAGAGCAGUAUGGACUUACCUAGGAGGUCAACAGCCUUUGAUGAAGGCGGCCAUCGUGAUACUGCCUCUCGCAUCAUUUCUAAGCUCGAUUUACACAGAAAGAGUCCAGCUCCAACCCAGGUAUCCGCCAGCCCAUCGACACCAAAUCUCCCCGUUGGUAUUGCAGGCUUGAUUGCCGCCACUCAUGGUCCCAUGCCUAUCGGUGGAAGUACUCCGUUGCUCCAAAAUGCCGACGGCGAGUUCUCUAGGCCACGAAGUGCAUUUACUUUGGCCCUUCGAGACAUGCCUGCCAGCAGUCUUGCACCUUCGACGUUGGCUGCGGUACCAUCUCCUACCAACCUGAGCAAGUCGGCAGUGAUCAUUACCGGAGAGCGUGGUCUGAGUCCUGCCCCGGACAAGACUGGACUUCCUACGGGGCUUGUGGUCAACACCUGGGGGACGUCCUGUACAGCCUUUUUGAACCGACUUGAACGGACUGGCCCAAAUGAUAAGGCCGAAGUCAAACUCCUAGCGCAGCGGACCCCGACGCUUCAACCAUCAUUUUCUCUUCCAAAAGCAUCCGCUACGCCUACUCGGCCGGCUGUUCCCCUCCAAAAUAGUAUUCCACACCUUGACUUAAGUGUGCCCCAAAUGGGAGGCACUCGAAGCAGAACUCCCUCGCCAAGUAAGAAACAGCACAGGAGCACUAUAAGUGUGGAUCGAGAUACUGCGAGACACUUCAAUACCGACCUACUCGUGCCUGACUUCCCCAACUAUUAUCCUUUGCAGCUCAAGUCUCAGGACGCACAGUUCCGCCUUCUGUUUCCAAAUGUGAAACGCGACGACAGACUAGUCAUGGUGUUUAGGGCGACCUGGAACCCAGGUGAACAACAAGAAUUCCCCGGCCGAGUCUACGUGACUUCCAGGGACAUCUACUUCUACAGCAACCACCUAGGCUUGGUCCUGACGUCGUGUGUGCCUCUUGGAUCCAUUGACGAGGCCACUGCUGCUCCCGGACGAGACUGUGACUUUAUCUUCCUGCAUCUCAAGGAUGCCGCAAGCGACGCCGCUAACCGACGCAUCACAAUCAAAACAUUUCUCGAGCCGUUGAGACUUCUGCAAAGGCGCUUGAACUUUUUGAUAAGAAAUAGUGCUUCCGACGAGCCUCUCGACUUGGAGGGGCUAAUGAAGGCUCUGAUCAAAAUGGAGACCGAGAGCCCUGACAGGAGCCCCAGUCUGGAAAGCUGGGAAGAUGUGUCCCCAAACACGCCUGUCGAUACGGGUGGGCCCCGAUAUCGUGGUAGAGCGUCAACUAUCGGAACUGAAAUACGAGGCCCACUGCGAGUUGACCGUGCUUUACAUCACACUCAACUAGGCCGGAGGGAAUCGAAGUUCAAAUUGCCCGCCCAACCGGUGAUUUAUACGCCCCCAGGAAAUCUGCGACUAGCCGUCGAGAAGGAGUUUGACAUCAGCGCUAAGGCAUUAUUCCAUGUCAUGUUUGGAGAUAAGAGCGCUUUGUGGCAAUUGCUUCAACAUGAGAGGCGCGCGAAAAAUGUGACCCAAGGGCCGUGGUUGAAUGUUGGAGAAGGACGGCUUCGACGAGAGUUCACUUUCGACAUUCCCACCAAAAACAUGCUGGGUCAAGAAUCUUUUACACGAGUUAAUGACUACCAGACCAUCGAUGUCAAUAGUGACCACUUGUGCUAUGUCAUUACAGACAAGCGAACCCCAUGGCAUCUCCCCUACCAACACAACCAUCGCCUCGUUAGCAAGAUUGUCAUCACUCACGUUGCAAAAGCCAGAUGUAAACUCGCAGUUUUUGUCAAGAUAGAGUGGCUGCGCACCGCCUGGAUGCUGGGAGGAGUGGUUGAGCGACAGGCGCUGUAUGAUCUUGAACUCGAUUCUCAAGAUCUCGCGGAUUUGGUGGCGGAUCAAGUUCGCAAGCUCGGCCUCCACAGUCGCACCAAAAAGGCAAUUCAGAUCUUCGGCCAAGUUGGCCAUUCGACCGAAACCACCCAACUUCUAGUGGAGGCGUCAGCGCUCAACAUUGAACUGAGGAGACAGCCUGUUUCCCGGACCAUGACUGGACUAUUGGCCCAAAGCACUGCCUCUACGCUGGAGAGCGCCUUGGGAACUCUACUGCAGUCGUUGCUGAGUAUCCUGAGAUGGUCCAUGAAGAUGAUCUCUACUAACAAACUCGUAUUGGUGGCUCUUGUUCUUUCGGCACUGUACAAUGGUUGGCAUGCCUAUCGGGACUCGCUUGACUGGUGGCAUGAACGCAGAGCUGGAAACUUCAUGGCUCGCCUUGGUAUCUCGCCGAACACUGUUAUGAGCAGGGCGGUGUACAUCAGUGACUUGGACGACAUUCUCAGCCGAGAAGCGAAUCUGCCAGCACGGGACUCCAGCGCUUGCUACCGUGUCUUUUAUGAUGAAAAUGACCCGGAGUACUUUCAAGCAGGGCUGAGCCAGACUCCAGCCGCGACAGUGCAGCAAACACGUCAACGACUGGGCACUCAACGGCACGAUCUUCUUGUGGCCGUGCGUGUCGUCAACAGCAUUGAGAAACAAAUCGUGCAGGCGGCCUGGGAACAGUGGGUUGUGGAUGAGCAUCGUCGAUGUCAGGUCGUGGAGGGACUGGUAUUGAAUGACCUGGAGCAGAACUACACGGACGCUGAGAAUGACCUCAAAGGCUGGUAUAACGAAUACUGCACCAGCUGCAGCGACGAAUACAUGAGGAUGCGGACAGCCUGA
This is a messenger RNA of Fonsecaea monophora, 4179 nucleotides long. RefSeq lists its product as hypothetical. The coding region runs from base 1 to 4179 and encodes 1392 amino acids. The transcript has a single exon. Gene Ontology annotation, cellular component: endoplasmic reticulum; plasma membrane; cytoplasm. The record is from RefSeq and is a predicted model, not a curated record. NCBI's taxonomy places the organism in Eukaryota, Fungi, Ascomycota, Eurotiomycetes, Chaetothyriales, Herpotrichiellaceae. Gene Ontology annotation, molecular function: protein binding.